Messenger RNA from Prorocentrum cordatum, 2882 nucleotides. Lineage: Eukaryota; Dinophyceae; Prorocentrales; Prorocentraceae. The record is from the annotation of a GenBank genome assembly.
UCUGCUUGGGGCAGUGAUCAGCCAGUUGGUUCAAGCCGUGUCCUUUCGAGCCUCCUGUUGUUUGAAGCGCUUGGGGGUGAUUAUUCUUCUCGGGAGCUGAUCCGUCAUGGCCAGGCGCGUUGGAGGCCAUUCUGCCAUGUUCCAGGAAGACGGCCAAGUCCGCGUCAUCGAGGGCGUCAGGAAGGACGGCGACGACCAGGUCCUGGACGGCGAGUUUCACGAUGUUUCGCCCGACGUGAUCGUUGCCAAGUUCAAGAAGUUCAUCCGGGAGUUCGCGUACACCGAGGAUGGCACGGGGAAGCAGAAGCAGACGAUGAAGUACCGCGAGCAGUUCGAGUUGAAUUGCCGCAGCGGCUUCUACAAGCUGGUCGUGGACAUCGGCGACCUGAGCUCUCAUGAGGACGGCGAGGUGUUGGCGCACAAGCUGAACACCGCCCCGACCGAGUUCGUCCCGCUCUGCGAGAAGGCGCUGCAGGACCUCUACCUGGAGCUUGUGGAGAGGCAGCCAGCAGAUGGGGAGCUGCCCCACAGGGCGCCUGGGAUCCAGCUGCAGUUCACCUGCGACGCGGACUUGGAGGGCAACUUCGGCACCAUGAAGACCCAGAAGAUCCGCGACAUGAACUCGGACGAGGUGGAGAAGCUGGUGGUGCUGCAGGGCAUCGUCGUCAGGGUCAAGAAGGGCCGGCACAAGGCGCGCCGGGUGGUGUUGCGGUGCUCCGCCUGCGAGAACAUGAAGACCAUCGAUGUCAAGGCGGGCUUCUGCGCGGGCCACAUCCCGAGCUCGUGCGACGGGAACAACGCCCUCGCUGGCCAGCUCGAGAGGUGUCCCCCGAACCCGUUCGUCAUCGUGGCCGACCAGUGCGAGUACGUGGACGAGCAGGUGCUGGGCCUGCAGGAGCUGCCUGAGCACGUGCCCGUCGGGGACAUGCCCCGGAGCCUGGACGUGUACGUGGCGCAAUACCUCGUGGACGACUGCACGCCCGGGUCGCGGCUCACAGUGGUGGGCAUCUCGGUCGCGACCGAGUUCGAGGCGGGCGGGGGCAUGACAGGCUCGAGGAACAGGGGCACCAACACGGUCAAGUACUCCUACAUCCAGGCUCUCGGCGUGAAGGUGGCUCAGGGCAUUUCCUACGGGAUAGACAUAUCCCCGGAGGACGAAGAGAAGUUUUCGAAUCUCGCAAAGGACCCCGACAUCCGCGAGAAGAUCGUGAAGUCCAUCGCGCCCUCCAUCUGUGAGAGCUCGAAAGACGUCAUCGGCAACGUCAAGAGGGGGGUGGCCUGCAUGCUCUUUGGUGGCGCCCGCAAGCGGCUGCCCGACGGCACCCGCAUGAGGGGCGACAGCAACAUACUGCUGCUCGGGGACCCUGGCACCGCCAAGAGCCAGUUCCUCAAGUUCGCGGAGAAGGUCGCGCCCGUGGCCGUGUACACGAGCGGCAAGGGCUCCAGCGCCGCGGGCCUCACGGCCAGCAUCGUGUCCUCGCCGGGAGGCGGCUUCAGCCUGGAGGGCGGCGCCAUGGUGCUGGCGGACGGCGGCAUCGUGUGCAUCGACGAGUUCGACAAGAUGGACGAGAAGGACCGGGUGGCGAUCCACGAGGCGAUGGAGCAGCAGACCAUCUCGAUCGCGAAGGCGGGGAUAACCACGAUGUUGAACACCCAGUGCAGCGUGCUCGCCGCAGCCAACCCGCGCUUCGGCACAUACGACGACCUCCAGAGCACCGCGGACCAGAUGGACUUCGAGACUACCAUCCUCUCCCGCUUCGACAUGAUCUUCCUCGUCAGGGACGUGCGCGACCCGGACCGCGACUUCGAGCUGGCGAGGCACAUGACCAGCUUGCACAUGGGCGAGGUCCAGGAGGAGCGCGAGGGGCCGCUGUCGGUGCCGGAGCUCCGGAAGUACCUCUCCUUCUGCAGGGGCCGCUGCAACCCCAGGCUCGGCCCCGACUCCGCGGAGAUGCUGAAGAAUUUCUACAUCGACACCAGGGCCCGCAUGAGGAGCGACCUGUCCGGGAAGAGCCCGAUCCCGAUCACGGUCAGGCAGCUCGAGGCCAUCAUCCGCAUGUCGGAGGCCUUCGCCAAGAUGGAGAUGCGCGAUGACGUGUCGGAGGCCCACGUGAAGGAGGCGCUGGAGCUGUUCACCAUGUCCACCCUCGACUCCGCCAACAAGGACCGCGGCGCGGGCUCGGAGCAGAUCUCGCCCGAGGAGCGCGACGAGCUGCAGAAGGCCGAAGAGCAGAUCCGCAAGCUGGUGCCGCGGGGCGGCCGCAAGAGCAAGUCCCAGCUGGAGAGCCUGCUGGUGAGCGCCGGCGGCGUGGACGAGAGGACGGCCAGGAGGGCCAUCAACAUGAUGCUGCUGUCCGGGGACCUCAAGGAGCGGGCCAACAGCACCCUGCAGCGCGAGAGGUGACGAGAGAGCGGGCAGCCUCUGCCCCGGGGCGAGCCCCCGUGGCUGCGGGGACCUUGGUCGCCUGUGGCCGGCGUGCAGGUGGUCCCCUCCUUUUCCCCCUUUCCUCCGCCUCUCUCCGCCUCUCUCCGUUCCUCCUCCUCCUCCUCCUUCACCUCCUCCCUGCUCCUCCUCUUUCUCCUCCUCCUUCUCCUCCUGCUCCUCCUCCGCCUGCAUCCGAGAUGCGGCUCGAUGUGGAGCCUCAUCUUCUCCACGCCGACGGCGCCGAUGUAUAUUUUGCUCGCGCUAUGCAUCGCUGAUGCAGUGGCGCGGCUGGACGAUCCUCCGACCCCAUCUACUCGGACACCAUCUACUCGGACUCCUGCUGUUCUGGUCGUGGCUUAAUGCGAUCAAGCGAUUAAGUAAUGCCCAUGGGGGGGCGCAGGGACCCAGUGGGAAGGGGACGAAUUAAAAGGAUAUCCGUAAUGGCUUCGCCCCCUCC